CUAAAAUAUCUCAAAUGACCACUUUACUGGAGCUCACUGGAGGAGGAGAUGACAGAUUUAGUUGAUAACUUCAAAGGCGAAUUUAAACGUUAUAAACAGCGUAAUCCUCUUCCAAAUUUUUCAGACGUCAUAGACAUUGAAGAGUCUCCCUCAAAGGUCACUUUAUUUACUCUUAAAACUCAAGACCAUCCUGCUGUAAAAGGACUUAAACCUGUUGAUCAAUGGAAAGCAUACACUCUUGACAAUUGCCCAGGAUUCAUAAUAAUUUCGAACCCAUUUGAAGAUGGAAGUCAGCGUUAUUGGAUGGAGGAGUGUAUUAAAACUUAUCCACUGGCACCAAAUAUCACCAACAUUGAUUCCCAUCUAUCUUCAGUAGAUCAACAUGAUGUAUGGCGGCACAGUAAAGCUAACUAUAGUAAGGAUAUAACAAGCAAAGAUAGUUUGAUGAUGAAGUUGAGAUGGGUCACCCUAGGAUACCAUUAUGACUGGGAUAAUAAAAAAUAUUAUACCAACAAACACAGUGAAUUUCCAGUGGACCUUUCUAGACUGUGUAAAUAUAUAGCAUCAGUAUUGGGUUACCCAUUGUUCGCUCCAGAGGCUGCCAUAGUUAAUUAUUAUCACAUGGAUUCAACUCUGGCAGGACAUACAGACCAUUCAGAAUUAGACCAUAAUGCACCAUUGAUUUCAAUAAGUUUUGGCCAAGAUGCCAUAUUUUUGAUUGGAGGUCUAACCAAAGAAACCAAACCAGAAGCCCUAAUGUUACACAGUGGUGACAUCUGUAUAAUGAGUGAACAGUCAAGACUUGUAUACCAUGCUGUACCAAGAAUUAUGAAAGCUCAAAUGAACAGAAUAGAAAAGUGUAUACUGAAAUGUAACAAAUGCAGUGAACAAACUAAUAUAGAACACAAUAAAAAGUCAUGUGAUAAAGUUACAGAUGAGCGAACAUGCAACAAUCAAAGAAAAAUGUCUUGUGAUAAACAGUCAGACUUUGGACAGUUUGACAAACAAUCUGAUUCUGCAGAAAAUAGCAGAGAGGCAUCUAUGGAUGAAACAUUAUUUUGUGAUUAUUUAAACUGUACACGGAUAAAUGUCAAUGUCAGACAAGUCCUAAAACAAAAUGAACGGUUUCCAGAGCAUCAAAAUGAUUUGUCUUAUAGUGUUGAGAGUAAAAAAUUAAAACUGGAAACAAAUUAAUAAAAAAGUCAAAAC
Messenger RNA from Mytilus trossulus (common blue mussel), 1209 nucleotides. Its product is annotated as nucleic acid dioxygenase ALKBH1-like. Gene Ontology annotation, cellular component: cytoplasm; nucleus. NCBI's taxonomy places the organism in Eukaryota, Metazoa, Mollusca, Bivalvia, Mytilida, Mytilidae. The coding region runs from base 49 to 1194 and encodes 381 amino acids. The record is from RefSeq and is a predicted model, not a curated record. Gene Ontology annotation, molecular function: oxidative RNA demethylase activity; ferrous iron binding; broad specificity oxidative DNA demethylase activity. The transcript is spliced from 6 exons. Gene Ontology annotation, biological process: oxidative RNA demethylation.